CGUGUUAUCGCCUCUUCUUCUCCUCUCUCCGAAACUCGCUAGCUGCCCGCUAAGAAUCUCCGGGAUCCUCCGUUCCGUCCGUAUAACAAUGGCGGAAGCUGCGGCCGAUCAACCUCCGUCUCUUUCCGAUCAAUAUCUGUUGGAGAAAGAAGAGAAACAGGAGAUUAAGUCCGUGGAAGUGAAAGAGGAGGUACCUGCUGUUACUGCUCCAACCGAAGAGGUUGCAGAGGAAGCCAUUGAAGCAUCUCCUGCUGUAGAAAGCAACCCCCCUGCUUCUGCAGUCGGAGACGAGACUGAACCUCCUCCUCCUUCCACCACGGAAGAUAGUUCCGAGGCUCCUGAGGAAACUCCUGCCGCGGAAGAAAAUAACGACGAAAAUUCCGGUGAAGAAAAUGCUGAGGAGGCCCCUGAGAUCAAGCUUGAGACGGCCCCGGCAGAUUUCCGUUUCCCGACAACAAACCAGACAAGGCAUUGCUUCACUCGUUACAUAGAGUAUCAUAGGUGUGUGGCUGCCAAGGGGGAGGAUGCUCAAGAAUGUGAUAAGUUUGCAAAAUAUUAUCGCUCUCUCUGUCCCAGCGAAUGGGUGGAGAGGUGGAACGAGCAGAGGGAGAACGGGACUUUCCCAGGACCUCUGUAAAGACAGCCAAUGUCAGGUUCCAAUUCCCGGGGGUUUUGCCCAAAUUUUAGACUGGUGAGUGUAAUAAGAUAUCGUAUUUAUAAUCUUGUAUGGGUUUUACAAGCGAACCCAUGAUGAUGUUUCUCCUCAUAAAACCUGAGAAGCGAACCCAUGAUGAUGUUUCUCCUCAUAAAACCUGAGAUUUUCAUGCCCGGCCGGGUUAAGGCAGAGCUCUGAUCUCAGUGUCCCUUUACUUGAGACACCAUUUUGUUUCCAUUGGGCUGACGGUCCAUUCAAAGAUUCUUUCAUGUUGGAUCAUAUUGGGCUUUUGACACU
Tarenaya hassleriana is the source of this 952-nucleotide messenger RNA. RefSeq names its product cytochrome c oxidase subunit 6b-1-like. Gene Ontology annotation, cellular component: mitochondrion; respiratory chain complex IV. The transcript is spliced from 5 exons. NCBI's taxonomy places the organism in Eukaryota, Viridiplantae, Streptophyta, Magnoliopsida, Brassicales, Cleomaceae. The record is from RefSeq and is a predicted model, not a curated record. The coding region runs from base 89 to 637 and encodes 182 amino acids.